GAUUGUGAUCGAUCGUGAUCGCUGUAAACAUCUUGUAUGUGAUCGUAACAGAGGAAUCACAAACGCGAAGCCGGUCGUGAACGUGGAUGGAAGUAUGGCAUUCACUCGUCAGUCGCGUAGCGAUCUUGAACUUGAACGCUUCGUCUGUUUCCGUUCCACGUUGGAUUUUUUAGUUAGAAAGCGUAGCAUACGCAUCAGUGUCAAAACGUAUCACAAAAUACACUAGUCAGCUUUGUUACUAGCCAAGGAUGUUCACCUGUGGACUGCUUAUCGCCCUGCUCGUCCUGUACGUGAUCUGGGAUGUCAACUACUUCAUCCGGUGCGUGGUCACGCUCGGGUACGGGAUGCUAUUCCAGCGGAAGCGCAAAGUAACCGAUCAGACCACGAUCUACGGCUUGUGCACGACCCAGGACGUGGACAUCUUCAUUCGUCACAUGAACAACGCCCGGUACAUCCGAGAGCUGGACUUUGCCCGGUUCCACUUUUACGGGCUGACUGGGAUUUACGGUAAGAUCAAGGCAAAGGGCGGUGGUGCCGUGCAGGGAGCUUCCAGCGUGCGCUACCGUCGGACGAUUCCGAUCUUCAACGCGUAUAAGAUAACCACGCGGCUAGUUUGGUGGGACGAUAAGGCCAUCUAUCUGGAGCAGCAGUUCAUUACGCUUGGUGAUGGUUUCGUGCGUGCAGUUGCCAUGUCCAAGCAGUGCAUCACCAAGGUUGACGUGCUGCAGCUGAUGAAGGAAUUUCCCGGCGUGGAGAAACAACCACCAAUGCCGACCGAGUUGCAACAGUGGCUGGAGUCCAUCGAAACGUCUAGCCAGAAGCUGAGGAAGGAAAAAUAGAUAGGCCUUCGGAUAGGUUAAUUGCGUUUUUAAGGGUUUUGGUUAAAAUUUAUCAUUUCUAUAGUAAAAGCACAGAUAACAGACAUUUAGAAUAGUAUUCGAAGUGAGUUUUGAUGAGAGAUUAAAACAUAUUAUUGUAAAACUACGUGUAACCAAGGGCAGUGUAGGAGCCACUGAUGUUCAAGGUAUAUCGAUUUGAACAUUUUCAUAUAAAUUUUAUUUUAGCCUAAGCGUCUGUUCUCUGUGGUAAAUAUUGCGUACUGAUACCAGCAAUGUUCCGUUUUUAAGAUUUUUAUUACAUGCCAGCGGAGAGGUAUAA
Topomyia yanbarensis is the source of this 1158-nucleotide messenger RNA. Its product is annotated as protein THEM6. Lineage: Eukaryota; Metazoa; Arthropoda; Insecta; Diptera; Culicidae. The coding region runs from base 249 to 839 and encodes 196 amino acids. The transcript has 2 exons. The record is from RefSeq and is a predicted model, not a curated record.